AUGGCGAGACCACCAAACUGCUCUCUUUUCGUGAAAAACUUACAUCGCGAGACAAGGUUAGACCAGUUAAAGCAUUUUAUUUAGUUUUUGCUCACUUUUUAUCUAAUUUGCGACCGGAACUCUCUUGUUAGAUCCGAAGAUCUUAGACGCCUGUUCGCCAGAUAUGGCCGAAUUAGAGCGGUUUUCACUUGACUGUCGAAAGGGAUUGGUUUUGGUUUUGGUUUUGGUUUUACUACGCCCUUUGGUUGGCUAGUGUAUUUACUUUGGUUUUGGUUUUACGACAGUCAAGUGAAAACCGCUCUACCAACGUGUACAUUCCGUUGGACUACUACACAGGAGAAUCCCGAGGCUUUGCUUAUGUACAAUAUCCUUGUUGUUGUGGUUUCUUUUCGUCUAAGUUUGUAAAGGUUUGGCACUAAUUAAGUAAACAGCGCGUUCAUGUUAGAGAAGUUGAGCACUAAGCGCGAGAAUUUUUCUUGAAGAGCGCAAUAAAUUUAUAUAUAUAGGUGGUUUUCACGUUACGUCAUCGCCGCCAUGCUGGUGGACGGUAAACAAAAGAUCGCUCAUUAGCUUGCUUUGUUUGUCCACCAGGAUUUGUUCAUUUCACCAUUGUUUUUUGUGUCUCCCGAGAUUGCAUGAAAACCACCUAUAUAUACGUUUAAAGAGUCGAGGGCGCAGAAUUGUGUUUUAAACUUCGCGGACAGUGAGGUGAAAGAAUGUGUGAUUUUUUUUCAGUCUUUUCAGUUGUUUGCUGUUCCUUUUUAAUAUAUUAAUCCAAAAAUUCAAAUCUCAUCGGAAAGAAGUAAUCGGGAAUGUUGAGAUUUGCAGCGCUUGAAAGGUAUUGUUUCACGUUAAUCGUUGAUCGCAAGAAAGGAUAAGAAAUAACAAUACAAGAAUACCUAUUGUUCUCGAAUUCAGGUCGCUUUCCUUGAUACGGCUAUUUAUGUUUUGCACUAGGUUAAGUCGUUUCGUACGAAGUGAAAAGGUCCAACAAGCUAACAUGGCGAAGCCGUUGCUCGCAAACACUCGUCGUCCGGAGAUGAAUGAACCUUUCCUAAGAAUGGAUGAGCGUCGUUUGAGGAAAACGGAGACUCUUGAGAGUAGCCUCUAUUGAGCGAACUGAGCCUCUUGUCUCCACAUCACUCGCUUUUUUUGGACUAUUAUCAGAUCGAAGUCUAGCUUAACAAAGACAUUAGCCCUAUUUAUACUAGAGGACGUCUAAGACGUCUUAGACGACUUAGACGUCUAGUAUAAAUACGGGAAAUAAGGCAGACGCAUUAAACGCCAGACGAAUAAAACGUCUGAAGUUAAGUGUGUCCGGAUCGACGCGCUUAACAGAUGAAUUAGUCGUCUCAGACGUUUAAGACGUCUAGUAUAGAAACGGGACGCACUUAACCACGCGCUAAACAGUCAGACGUCUAAUGCGUCUGGACGUCUAAGACGUCUUCUAGUAUAAAUACGGCCAUUGAUGCUUUAUUUAUCUUGUGUUAUAUAUAGUACUGUGGCAUAAGCCGUUUUGUUACCGUUAAGCACUGAAAUUCCUGCAUUAGCCCUCUGUUACAUCUACCAAGAAAAAUUAUAUUGUGAGAAUUCUCAACAUCAUUCCGUUCAUUUAACAAAUCGUUAUGUUUUUUGGAUUAGGAAAUGAACGAAAUAAUUUAGUAACAACCUAGCACAACAAAACUCAGUAAAUAAGGAAGUUGUCAUGGAAACACUUUUACAUUUGCAAUAUUAAAAAAUGUGGCCUUAUGCGCCUACUGGCUCGAUGAGACUUGAUGAUUGUUGGGGUAAAUUUUUUCCUUUUGUUUUUCGUUUUCUCACUUACUUAUUAUCGUGUAUUCUUUUUCUUUUCGCUCUCCGGUAUUUUGUUAAUUAUGCUCCUUUGUUACGUGCUGUAUGUAAGUUUCGUUAUAGUUUGUUAUCUCGCCCCUAUUUAUUACCAGUUUUUACGUGUCUAUUAGACAUUGUUGUAAGCAGCUUCAUCUAAUAGAAAAAGGAGCCACCGGGACUGGUGGCUGAGACAAUAGGAGUCGUUUUGGUAAGCAGCUUCGUUUUCAUCGUUUUUUCAUUAAUUUCAUUUUGCAGUCGCCUUGAAGUAGUGUUUUCUGUAUUGUAACUAUUAUUUUUUCGCUCUUUGUAGGAAUUUACUGUUUUUGGGGUUUGGUAAUAGUAAAACAUUUGCUGAUUGUGAGUUCACGUGUUGUGUGUUGGAAUUGGCCCUUACCCGUUCAAUGAUGAUGAAUAUUCAAACACAUUCAUCUUAUAAGAAAUGUCCCUAAAGACGAACUUCACACAUUCCCAAAUCACACCUCUUUAGUAAAAAUAUUUCCAUUUGAACGUAAACAUCUUAAAACACAUUUAAGAUUUCCUUGAAAAGUUCAUUGAAACAUGUCUAAGUUGGUUGUCGUUCACUGUAUUUGUACUCUAGUUCGUUCUGUUGCGGUUAGCUACAGUGUUAUUAUUAUACAAGUAAUGUUACAGUUUGUAAUUACAAAAAAAGUAAAUUCAUAGCGUUCAUAUCAUUAGUAUACCAUUGUUAAAAUACCCUUUGAGACCUGUGUUUCCAUUGUCUGCAUGUUCCGUUUUUGUUUCAUUGAUAGAUCUAUCGACAACAACCAUCAUCGACAUCAUCUCCUCGUGACAAGAAGAAAAAAGCAGAAUGAACUUCGAAAAAGCAAACUUCUGUAGACGAUGUUAAAAAUAAAACCUCUAUCCUUAACAGAAUAACCAUUGACCCUAUCACUGUGUCUCUUUAAUUUGAACAUUUCAGUAAAAACAAAUUACGUAUGAGUUUGAUGAUUUGUUUAAAGUACACGAAGCUUUCCGCAGAGGUCUUAUUUGGAAAAAUGCGUCUCAAAUACAAUUUCACCAGUUCUACAAUUUACUGCGAGAUGUCUGUUAUAAAAAAUUAACAUGUACACGAGUUGCUGUCUCGGCAGUACUCCUCUCUAUUUACUGAAAAAAUCUCGACAUCGUCUGCCAUAUUGAAUUCAAGAACGCGUUCCUCCAAAUUAGGUCACGUGAACGAAAAUUUGAACAGCGAUUGGCUCGUGGUUUGUUUUGGUUGAGAUUAUCAAAUUUGAUAACGAUCCCGGACUGACAAGUGAAAUAGAAUGAUAAGAAGUAUAAAAUUACAUUAAAAGUAUUUGAAUAUUGACAUUUUUGAGACAAUUUACCAUUUUCUUGACAUAAGCUUAAGCUUACUUCUUGCUUCUUCUUGAUCAGUUGGCUUCGUGGCUUUUUUAAUUUUGCCUCGCUGUUAGUGCGACCAGCUCUUCCCACAGUUUUGUUCAUUGAAAGAGGUAUCCCUUUAGCUCACCCGUUAUGUUUGAGCUUUUAAAUCUUGCAGUUUUCUCUGAUUUUUAUAGUUUUGCUGCGACUCAGCCGCAAUUUACUGAUGUUUGUUUGUGUUUUUGCCAAAAACACAAACAUGCAGAGUUCAUUCUAGCUACCAAGUUGUACCAAGCUAAUUCCAAAGCCAGUUAAAACUUCUCGAGUGAAGACAAGUUUCAAAGAAAAGUUGUAAAAGCAAACCUCAAAAGUACAAAAUACCCAAAAUUAGACCAGCCACAGAAAAAGUCAAAGUUAUGUUCAAGGUAGAAGCUAUACAAGCUAAAUCUAACACUAAACAGCAGUCAAGGCAAGGACAAGUGUCAAAGAAAAGCAUCCAAGCACACAGUAACAAAAUGUGAAGCCAGUAGCUGUAACUGUAUAUCACAGUUUCAAUGUAACCAGGUAUACCAAACUCUUGUACCCAUAACAAAAGUAGGGAUGAAAAAACGCUUUUCCAUAGACUAUAAUUAAAACAAUUUUUUUAACAGAAUCACUCUCGGAGCAAAAAAAGAAACAAAAUUGAAAGGUGACAUUUCAGCUUACAUCAACAUUGAGAUAACGGUGAUACCGUCAUCAUUUCUGCAGUCUUUUAUGUGUAGUGUAAAUAUAGAAGAUGUGAAUGUGUUUCCACAGGAUUUCGCUAAAAGGAAUUAAUUUUGCCAGGAUAUCAAGAUCACUUUUCAAUGAAAAGUGAGAGUGUAACUAUAAACUAAAAGGUUGUGCUUGUAGAUUGACAAGGUGAUCGAUGCUUGGCAGUUUUGAAGAUGUCCCUAAAAGGAAGUUAAUAAAUCAAAGUCUUUUUUUAUUUAGUAAUACUUGAAUGAGUUGAUAAAGCAGGGGCAUUAACCAUCAAAAGAUUUUGUCAGCAGAGUAAGCAAUUAUCAAGCUUUUGUUCUAGGCAAAGCUUGGUCGAAGGUAACCUGAGAUCAGGCCCAAUUCAUAGCGGUUCUCAUACAUUUUCUCUAACGGCUACCGCUAAAAUCUGUUUUCAUUUCGCAUUGCCCGACGGGAUGUUAUUACAAAACGAAACGAAAAUUGAGCCUGAUCUCAGGUUAGGUCGAAGGAAAGAAAAUUAAGCCUUAACAUACCAUACUUUUAAAGACAUACGUGGUGCCGAGGAUGCCCAUCACUACCUGGACGGAGUUAUGCUUCUUGGAAGAGAACUAGAAGUUCAGUUUGCAGAGGGAGCCAGAAAAAGUAAGGCAUAAGAAUAAAAUGUGCCGGUCGAAAUUUAAAUAUGUGCCCUAACUAUAUACCACACACAUUUUCUGUUGUUGAAAAUAACGAUCACUUAACAUGAAACUUUUUUCUUCCUCUUAUAGCACCAGUACAGAUGCGUUGGAAAAGGUAAGGGGAGAGGCCGGCAGUAGUAGGACAGAUGAAGGCAACAGGGAUACAAUCUUAUUCAGUGCUUGACAGACCAAUUUUGACAUGUUAGAAUUUAUUGAGUUAGCCAUUUCUUAUUUUUUGCAGUCGCCGCUCUCGUAGUCGGAGCCCAAGGUAAGGUGGACAAUAAUUUAUUAAUUUAUUUAAGAAUUAUCCUUUAUUGUUCAUGUUAUUUGUUUUGUAGCCUUGUGAUCAAUACAUUCUGUACAUUGUCAGCCUGUAUUAAAAAAAAAACUAUUUCAUUGGGCAGAUAUGGUUCAAUUUGCUCCACAGUUACUGCCAAAAAUGAUGCAUUUGCAAAAAAUGCAAAAAAAUAUUGUUAUACAGUCAAACCAGGGCAAGCACACCCCCACGAUCCCAUUCAUGAAUGAUUCCACAGUUGAAUCCCUUACUAUAGUUUUGCCGCAAACAAUAUCAAAUUCAAAUUUGCAUUCCUGUAAACGUAAUGAGCAGUUAAUUUUUUUACGAUAACCUCUCUGUAUUCGGUCAGAAUGAAAAAUCUUUGUGUACGUAAAAUAUUAUUGCUUUUCAUCAAAUUCGAGAAAACCGAGCUGGUAGAAAUUUCGUAACUGCCUUGCAUGUUAAAUCACUGCUCAAAAUUACGCAUACAGGAAUGAAGAGAUCCAACGGAUUCAACUUUCGAUCAAUACCGACAACUCCCGAUAAUUCGAACCUUUAUAGGGAACUAGAAAAGUUCGAGUUAUCGAGAGUUAAAUUAUAUAGAAAAUGAUCAGAAUGGAAAUGAAAAUUGCUUCGAGUUGGCAGCAGGUUCUAGUUUUAGAGGGUUCGAGUUACCGGGAGUCGACUGUAAAGUCAUUAAUGGAAUCUUGAGGGGUACGCUUGACCUGGCUUGACUGAAUACGUUUUGUCAAUGGAAAAAAGUUUUCGUAAUAAAAAUUCACUAGUUGUUAAGUGCUUGAGAGUUCGGUGGAUCAAUGAAGAUGACGUGAACUGCGGAAAUAUGAUCAUAACUAAAUAUUGAUAGAGCACUGCCGCGCUAACGCAGAGGCCAUGGGUUCUAAUCCCGUUGAAGUCCUGCAAUUUUUUUAUCGGGUUAAUUUGCAAUCAUGUCUUUAUUUAAAAAAGUUCGGUGGAUGUUUGACCAAAUAAAUUACCCCUUCUUCACCCUUUUAGUUGUUAAAUUGGCAGAAGAGAAUGAGUUUGGGAUCGUCAAAAUGAUUUAUUGUGGUACUUGUAUAUUUCAAAACGGUUUUUAUAUUUCAGUAACACUUUUAAAAAUCUCUCCUGUGAAAAAUACUAAGGCCUUCAAAUGGUCCGUUAAGGUUUGAUGAAGGCAGGAAUCGGUUUCGGCCUCUAGAUAUUAAAACACCUUUCAGCUGAUACUUGGAAAGCUAACCAUUAUAUUGUAGGACUUCUGCAUAAGAUGCUAAUCUAUGAAAUGUCUGUUUUUUAAGGCGUCGACGCCGCCGUUCGCACUCACGAUCAAGGUCAAGUUCCCCCGAACGCCGAGAACGCAGCAGCCGUAGUGAAAGGAGCUGUGAUCGUCACCGUGAAAGUAGGCAAGAAAUAAGAGAGCUUUCACCAUCACGUUCACGUGUCUCGACGCCGAGCGUCGACCCCGCCGUUCGCUUUGAUUGUUUUUUAAGGCGUCGACGCCGCCGUUCGCACUCACGGUCAAGGUCACGUUCCCCC
Molecule: messenger RNA, 6372 nt
Organism: Porites evermanni
Lineage: Eukaryota; Metazoa; Cnidaria; Anthozoa; Scleractinia; Poritidae
Source: the annotation of a GenBank genome assembly